This is a messenger RNA of Triticum aestivum (bread wheat), 2993 nucleotides long. RefSeq names its product GTP-binding protein At3g49725, chloroplastic. The record is from RefSeq and is a predicted model, not a curated record. NCBI's taxonomy places the organism in Eukaryota, Viridiplantae, Streptophyta, Magnoliopsida, Poales, Poaceae. Gene Ontology annotation, cellular component: cytoplasm. Gene Ontology annotation, molecular function: GTP binding; ribosome binding. The transcript is spliced from 9 exons. The coding region runs from base 255 to 1277 and encodes 340 amino acids.
CGCAUUUCACAGCUCACAGCAGGGCACCAUCGUCUGCCGCUCUUGCCGUGCGGAGUGCCGACGCGACGGCAAACCGUCGUCGCGAGGGUCACUCCCUCGGCCUCUCGCCGACCGCCACGUGCCAUCGGAUCCGAUCCGAUCCGGCCAAACCGAACUUUGCUAAAACAAGCAAAAGCUGCGCACUCUCUCGUCACCCCGCGCCCGACCGGUGGACCCGCCCCCACAUCCCCGGACCCCCGCCGGCGCCGUCCGCGAUGCUCCGCGCCGCCAUCUCGCGCCUCGGCGCCCGCCUGCACCGCCAGCCCUCCCCGGCGACCCCUCCCCUCCGCGCCCUCUCCACCGGCCGGGGCAAGCGCUCGUCCCCCACCGCGCCGCCCCCCGAGCCCGAGGACGAGGGCCUCAUGCGCGGCCUCUUCGUGCUCUCCCGCGACCCCGCGCACCCGCCGCGCCUGCUCGUGGUGCAGCCGCGCCUCCGCCGUGGCGCCCUCCUCGACUCCAAGCUCUCCGAGGCGCUCAACCUCGCCAGUUCCCUCGAGGAGUCCCGCGACGGCUUCGAGCACGCCGAGUCCGCCGCCAAGGGCGCGCCGCCGCACCUCGUCGUCCAGAACCCCGCCUCCCGCGGCCGCAACCAUGCCGAUACGUAUUUUGGACCUGGAACUGUGGAUAAUAUCAAGUGUUACCUGAGGGCAUUGGACGAAAAGGAAGAAUUAGAUGCAGUUUUUGUUAAUACGCUCCUCUCUGGGGUCCAACAGAGGAACUUGGAGGUUGCCUGGGGAAAACCAGUUUUAGAUCGUGUGGGCCUUAUAAUUGAGAUAUUCAAUGCUCAUGCUGAAACAAAGGAAGCAAAGCUACAGUCAGAAUUAGCAGCUCUCAUGUACAUGAAGACUAGGCUUGUCCGUGUCCGCGGCCCAGGUGGAAAACUAGCUUUUGGUGCAAGUGGGGAAGCUGAAGUUGUCAGUGCUCGAGGGAGAGGAAGUGGCGGACGGGGUUUCAUGAGUGGAGCUGGUGAAACGGAACUUCAACUACAACGCAGGAGAAUCCAAGAACGUCGUCUAAGCUUGUUAGCUCAAAUUGAAGACGUACGCCGAACUAGGGCGAUACAGCGUUCGAGUCGAAAGAAGCAUGGUGGCUCAUUUGGUCAAGACCUUGUAACUGUGGCAGUCGUCGGAUAUACAAAUGCUGGAAAAUCUACUCUAGUGAAUGCACUUUCUGGAGCUGGUCUAUACAGUGAUGAUAGUUUAGAAGAAGAAGAAUCUUCAAGGACAACAGUGGCGUAAAUGGUUAUGUGCUCCUACUCCACUUUAUGAGUUUUUGUAAACUGCCAAAUGACAAUUUACUGAAGAUGCAGAGAAGAUGCUAGUAGUAUCUCUCACAAGUUAACUUAAUCUUGGAAAGUUCACUUUAUGUGCUCACAUUCGAUCGCGUGUAAUAGUUCUACGAAGGUAAUCUUGUAGAGAAUAGGCUUAACAACCCUGCUUUUAUACAAAGUUUAAUUUUAUGCUCAAUAGACCAGCAACAUGACUCUACUUAUGUAUGUUGUGUAAUUAAUUAAUCCAGAGUAAGAAUCUUGGAAAGUUGGAAGGCAUAUCUGCAUGAAGAAAAACUACAAGUGAAUGCCCACCAUUUUGAAAGAUUUUCCUCCUGUGGGUGCUCUAACAGCUCAAAAAAAAGUGAUGACAUAUUAAAUUCCUGAAUAAUGUUCUUUUAUCUUGAGGAAAUUACAUAAUCAAUGUUAGUCCCCACCUAAAGGGGAAGUACUAUGGGGUAAACAUUUAGCCAAAUGCAAAUCAGAGCCGACCUGAAUGUUGUUGCUUCAGACUUCAGAGUUGCAGCAUUGUUUACAUCUUUGACAUAGGAUAAAUGAUUAUAGAUGCAGAGCCUUAAUCAUCAUCCAACCACUUAUCCAUCAUUCCUUAUAGCGUUAUAAUCUACUGCAAUUUGAUCUAGAUGCAGAGAAGAUGCUAGUACUAUCUCUCACAAGCAAUUUGAUCUAGAUGCAGAGAAGAUGCUAGUAGUAUCUCUCACAAGUUAAUUAGAACAACUAACAGUAAAUCGACAGCAACAGUAGAUUAGAAAUUGCUUCUACUCUAGGUGAGGAUAAGAAAUUAUCCAAAUAUUCAGUUAACUUCUGUUAACAUUCAGUUCACUUAUGAACUUUGGACAUUGAGGGACACAUUCAGUUAACUUCUGUGUUAACUGAAUCUUUUUUGCAACAUUUCUGCAGAGUACAUGAUGCAUCUUUGGUGUUUUUACAUCAGAACAGAAAUGUGAUUUUAAUGCUAAUGCAUCUUUGUACAGCCUUUGUCCUAGAUUAUUUCUCUAGCUUUGUAUCCACUGACUGAAUUUCAUCCACAGCUUGAGAACCAGAGUAAACUACUGUACUGAGAACAGCAAAUUUGGCAGCAAAUUGAACAGCAGCAGCAGCAGAGGCGGGCGGGGCAGGCUCACUAGCACAGGCGGGAGUGGCAGCAGAGGCGAAGCAGGGGAAAACGCAAAGACAGCAUCAGAGGUCCACAGCGUCGGCGUUGCCCACCAGUAGCAGCAUCAGAGGCAGGAGUGGCCAGAAUUGUCCACGGUGCCGGCGGCUGAAGCAGACAAAAUCGGAGGUGCAGGUGGGCGGCGAGCUUCAACGGGGCCGACGGCGUAGCUCGAGGCGGGCGCCGGCGCAGGUCGCCUUCAUGGCGGGCGGUGCAGGUGGGAAGCCGCAGCGCGGGUCCAAGCGGGCGGCGGCGCUGUUGUUGGCCAUGCACUGGGACGCGGCGCUGGUGUUGGUCACGGCGCAUGUCCAGGUGGGCGGCGGCGCCCUGGUGGAUGGGUAGCCGGCGAUGGCUGCAAGGCGCGGGCGACGGGGGAGGAGGAAGGAAGGACAUGGAGUUAUUCGUGACGUGUUUAAAACUCUUGAGGUUUUUUUUUUGAAAAAAAGCAAAUACACUGCCCCGUGGACAACUUUUCUCGGACAGAGGGAGUAUUAUAGAAGAAAAUGUUGUAUUGAA